AUGUUCAUCGAUAAUCUUACACGGCCACAACGUCUCGAAGUUUCUGAAGCUUUACGGGUAUUUUUGACGGGCGUUUGCGACUCACUUACCGAUGCCGAUGAAAUUCAACGGAUGUCCGAGGAAUUCGGAUCGUCACAUGUACCGUUCCGAAGUUUCGGCUUCAAACCGGACUUCUUUGCCUGCACUGCUGACGCAGUGACCACUGAGUGCACUUUUCUCGAUCAAGCUACUCACACAGCAAGCGAAACUGCAGGGUCAUGGUUGGUUCCAUGCCUUCGAAAGUCUUAUUGA
Messenger RNA from Cooperia oncophora, 291 nucleotides. The record is from the annotation of a GenBank genome assembly. NCBI's taxonomy places the organism in Eukaryota, Metazoa, Nematoda, Chromadorea, Rhabditida, Trichostrongylidae.